Molecule: messenger RNA, 1824 nt
Organism: Babesia microti strain RI
Lineage: Eukaryota; Apicomplexa; Aconoidasida; Piroplasmida; Babesiidae
Exons: 2
Coding region: 1-1824 (607 amino acids)
Cellular component (GO): mitochondrion
Molecular function (GO): GTP binding
Source: RefSeq, a predicted model, not a curated record
AUGCCUUUAAACCCUUUGGCGUGGAAAAUUGUUUGUUUUUUAGUUACUUACUCAUCUCAAAUUUAUUCAUUAAAAUGUUGCUCAAGUAUAAAAUGUAAUGAUUACCCCAAUUUUAUCGUGCCUACUAUCAAUUUUAACAAUCCGUACGAAUCAUUCUACAAUAAAUAUAAUAAUAAAAGAGUCAAAUCUAUUCUUGAUGAUAAUAUAUCAAAUGUAAUAGAUGAAACUGUCAAUGCGGCCUCGUAUUACGAAUACUGUACACCUCUACAAAGUGAAACCCAUGAGUUUGAUCAAGAAAAGGAUAUAUACAAUGAUGAAAAAUAUGAAAUAUGGAGUGAUUAUGCCAGGAAUUUGAUUAAAAGAACAUAUAAGGAUGAGAAGGAAAAAAAUAUAGGCACGUGGAAGGAAUCUGUCAAAGGUUUUAACAUAGAUGUAAGGCCUUUUCAAUGUCCAGGUUGUGGUAUUUCAUUCCAAUCUAAAGAUGUUUUUUUACCCGGAUACAUUGAUACUCACGAAUUUGAUAAAUUCAAAUCCCAAAAUAUUGAGGAUCCUAAGUUAAAAUUAUUGCCAUUGUGUAUGAGAUGUAAGGGAUUUAAAGGUGGAAAUGUUUUAAAUGAUGGAAAACAUCUUUCUAAUGAAUAUAAGGAAACGAAUAAAAGAAAUGAUUUAGCUAUUGGCAACACUGCCAUUGAUGCUUCGAAUGAAACGGCCUUUGUACUACAUAAUACUCUAAAGAAAAAUUACCAUAGGCACGUUUCAAUAGUGUACAUCAUGGAUGCUUUAGAUCUAUAUCUUGAUAAACGUGUAGUCGAUUUUGUUGUGAAUAGAAGAAGGGAGAUUUCCAAAAGAGUUAAAAUGUCUGAUGGAGACCAAACCCUUUCAAAAUUAACUCUCUUUUAUAUCGUUGUCAACAAAAUUGAUUUAGUCCCUUAUGAUAGUAGGAAAAGGAUUUUAUGUUAUGUUCACAAACUUUUUAACGAUGUUCACAAAGAGCUGGGAUUAAAACCUAGACAUAUAUUUCUGACAAAUUCAUUGACUGGAAACGGAGUUAAUCUGUUCUAUAGUGUUGUAUUACACAGCGCUGAAAUUUUAAGAAGUAAAGUUUAUUUUAUCGGAUAUGCAAAUUCCGGUAAAUCUACUUUAUUGAAUUGGUUAGCUAAAUUUGCUAGUGAUACAAAAAGUCCAGUGUCUCCGAAUAGAUUAGCAACGAGUAUAUUCCCCGGGACUACAUUAAGGCCAGUAAAGAUAGAUAUUGGAAAGAAGUAUGAACUUUAUGAUACGCCUGGAAUACUUCUAACAAAUUCAAUAACAAGUCAUUUAUCUGUCGACAAUAUCCCCAUAGCAAUACCUAAAAAACAUAAAGCUCCCAUGAUACAUCGUGUUAAAGAUGGCGAAUCACUACUGUUAGGUCCAUUUGUACGAAUCGAUUUGGAGGAUUCUAAGCCAUAUUUCUUCACCCCUUUCAUUUCCGGGAACAUUCCGGUGCGUGUUGCGAGUAGAAAAAGACUGUAUAUAUCAAAGGAAGCACAAGAUUUGUCCAGAAUGUAUCCUGUGUAUGAAUAUGAUCAAAGUGGGAAUAAGAUUGUACAUAAAAAUAGUAAAGUUCCCCCUGAGAUGGAAGAUGAAGAGAAGAUGUUGGUACCUAAGAAAUUCAAGAUAAUUGGACGUGGAUGGAAGACAGCAACUGUGGAUAUUUGUAUUAGGGGAUUAGGUUUUGUUGCUGUAGCGGGUGCCCUAAAGGCCACAAUAAAAGUUUAUACGCAUCCUGAUGUAGAGAUAACGUUGAGAGAGUCUAUGUUUCCAUCAAUUGCGCUUCCAUUCUGA